AGUGUGUACACGUGUGCGGGUGACCGUCUGAAAUCAAGCAAAGAGGUUUAUAGACCCUGCAGCGAGAUCCAUCAUACCACUAUCUGAAACCUUACCUUACAAAAUCUUUCCAAAGAAGACCCUGCACCAGACCUUCAACAGGAUGGGCGAAGACUCAGCUCACGCCGACCGCAGUACAGCCACACUGUCUGGGCCCGCCAGCUCUGAGCCUGACAGCACUUCUACCCUGCCUGGGCCCACCAGCUCCGAGCCCUGCUCCACUACCUUACCUGAGCACGCCAGCUCCGAGUCCCCCAGCACCACUACUCUGCAUGGGGCAGUCAGCUCCGAGCCCUGCUCCACUAUCCUAAAUGAGCACGCCAUCUCCGAGUCCCCCAGCGUCACUACCCUACCUGGUCCUGUCAGCUCCAACCGGAGCUCCACCAUCCUUCCUGGGCAAGCCAGCACCAACCGCAAGUCCGCCACUCUGCCAGCCAACUCCAACCGCAUCUCCACCAUCAUUCCUGGUCUAGCCAGCACUGAUGCUUCCUCUGAGCUGGAGGUGGAAGCCCAAGACAUUCUCAUUCCCAGCUUCGGCCGUGGCUCGGCCCCAUCAUCGCCCAUUCACACCCUGACACGCCGAGGAUCCAAAAACACCGGUAGCCCUACUGGCGGCCAGGUGAGUGCCAUCACAGUCGUGGCACUGCUUGACCAGCUAGUGGCGAUGAUCGAGGCCGUGCAGGACAACCAACGACGGAUGGAGAAACGGCAGGUGGAGCUGGAGGGUGUGGUGCGUGGCGUUCAGGGAGACGUGAUCCGCCUGGCCAAGAGUCACACAUCCACGGCCAACAGUGUGGCCAAACUCCUGGAGCGAUCUCGCAAGACUAGUGGCUACGUCAAGGAGGUGCGGGAGCGGCUGGAGAGGCAGAGCACGCAGGUUAAGCGGUUGGAGGCCAACCAUGCCAACUUGCUCAAGAGGAACCACUUUAAAGUGAUCAUCUUCCAGGAGGAUAAUGAGAUCCCCACCACGCUGUUAACUAAGGAUUCCACAGCAGAGCUUUCAAAUAUCACCUCACCACCCGUUCAGGAUGAGAUGCCUGCCUCUACUCAUGCUAUGGCUGCCGGUGUCUCCCAUGAGGAAGGCCUACAGACCAUCAGCCUAUCCUCUGAUGAGGAUGAGGGAGCAGCAAGCCCCACAGCAGAGGGCAACAUGGAGCACCUUGUGGAGGUCCACGAUGAGGAGCUGCCGGGCCUAGGGGCUGAGCGCAUCGAGCGCUCCCGUGCCGACAAAUUCAAGCGCUCCAGCCUGAAGAAGGUGGACAGCCUGAAGAAGGCCUUCUCCCGCAGCAGCAUCGAGAAGAAGAUCAACAAGAUCGUCCCUCCGGAGCGCCGGGAGAAGAUCAAGAAGAGCUUCACACCCAACCAUCCCAAGAGUCCCACCUCCAAGAGCGCAUCCUUCCAUGUCUCACCCAUGACCUUCAACGUCAAGAAGGUGCGAGAUGGAGACGAUGAGGCCCUUCAGCACGGGGACCCGGUCAGCUCCCCAACCACAGUGGAGGUGCCCACCAUGGGGGAGCCAGAAGGUCAGAUGCCUGUGGCUGAGGUGCAUUUCCAGGGGGAACAGGUUAAUGGGCAGUCCAGCCCAGGCAGUGUUGAUGGUGUAAUCCUCAGUGCAGCAGAGGGAGAUCUAGACAACGGUCCCUCCAUCACACUUGCAAAAAGUGAUGUGCCAUUGCAGAAGAAUGAGGAGAAUGGUCACAAUAAUGAGAAUGGUGAUGAUCAUGGUGGAGAUGUAGUGGAGCAGGAAAUCAGACCUGCACCAGCACCUCCAUCAUCAGCUGCAGUAGCUAUCCAGCAAGUCUCUUAGAUGUAGUGGAUGUAGUCAUGCCAUCAGUACUCCGACUAUAACAGAGAUCUUGGUGCAAGAAGCACAUGUUCAGUGAGCUCCUAGUUAUCUUAUGUAAAAGAUGGUCUAAUAGAAAUGAAAGCACCUUGCUAAAUAAACCUUAUUUCUGUAAAAAGACAUUUCCUGCCCCUAAGUACGUUUCACAUGGUAAAGGGUAAAUUAAACAAACAGGAAACAAUAAUGUCAAACACAGGAUAGUGAAGAAGAGUUAUAUUUCAUUUUUAUUGUGUAUAGCUUUUAACCUCUACUGCAUGUAAACCAAUUCUUGACCUAAUAUUCUGGUCAGCGGAUCUGUAAUACACUCAAAUGUGCCUCCUUACAGAAAUGAAAUAAUUAAGAAAUGAUCUAGAUUAUGGAAAAUAAAAAAAUAUUAUUCUCUUCACUACAAACGAAGUCCAAAUUAAUUAAUUAAUUAAUUAAUUAAUUAAUUAAUUACAUACUGGCGAUCAAAAUAAUUAAGAAACACCUUUGAAGUUUCACAUGGUAAACAUGUGACAUGAUGCAAUGUUGCCAAAUAGAGGAUGAUAUUAGAAAGCUUAUAUUUCAUUUUUGUUGUUUAUAAUUUUUUAACUCUACUGCAUGUAGAUUUAUUGCUGACAUAGUAUUCUGUUCAUCAGGUCUGUUAUACACUCAAACAUGAUUCCCUAGAGAAAUGAAAGUAUUAAGAAAUUAUCUAGAUUACAGAAAUUGCAAAAUAUUAUUGUCUUCAGUGGGAGAUUCAGUUUCCAAACUUAGUACCAUUAUCAGUUGCAUCUGAACUUGCUCCUGAACAUUUUGGUAAGCUCAUGUUUGUCAGGUUUCAUUAAACUUUCAGUCCAAAACAUCAGAUAACUUAGUAUUUGGUGUAACUGGCAGUGUUGGUAUUAUUUUCAUGUAUUACAAAUUUUAUUAAAGUACUUACCAAAUGUUUUGAAA
Molecule: messenger RNA, 2800 nt
Organism: Electrophorus electricus (electric eel)
Lineage: Eukaryota; Metazoa; Chordata; Actinopteri; Gymnotiformes; Gymnotidae
Gene: cavin2a
Product: caveolae associated protein 2a
Cellular component (GO): caveola; cytoplasm
Molecular function (GO): protein kinase C binding
Source: RefSeq, a predicted model, not a curated record